AUGGGGGACUCUCAGAGGAGAGGACAUGGCAUCGGCAAGAACCGGCAAGAUUUGAUCAACCCAAUGACUGGCAAUCCGUACACUCCACGGUACUACGAACUGCUCAAGAGCCGCCUAAAACUGCCGAUCGCAACUUACAAGCAGAAAUUCGACGAGUUGAUGGAACGGCCCGAAGUUCCGGUAAUCUGCAUCACUGGCGAAACUGGCUGUGGGAAAUCAACGCAAGUUUCGCAAUGGUGCAUGGAUUAUGUGAAUAGAACUGCGUUGACUGGCGCUAGAAAGAUGGUGGGGCACAUUUUGCCCCGACGAGUGGCUGCGAUGACUGUUGCUCAGCGAGUAGCAGACGAAGUGGAUGUACAAAUCGGACAGCAAGUCGGCUACCACAUUAGAUUCGAAGAAAUGUUCAGCAAAAUGACGCAGCUGAAGUUUCUUACCGACGGAAUGCUUCUUCGCGAGAUCAUUUCCGACCCCUUCUUUGAGAAAUACUCGGUCAUCAUCAUGGACGAGAUUCACGAGCGAACCCUCGCCACGGACAUUCUCCUGGGCUGUUUGAAAGAGAUUCUGAGGCAGCGAGACGACUUGAAGCUGAUCGUUAUGUCGGCAACGCUCGAUGCUGGCAAGUUUUCCAAAUACUUCAACGACGCUCCUUUGAUUGCUGUUCCUGGAAAGACCUAUCCCGUCGAUAUCUUUUACGUUCCAGAGCCGGAGAAGGAUUAUGUCGAGGCAGCAGUGAGGACGGUUGUGCAGAUUCAUUUGACAGCAGAAGAACCGGGGGAUAUUCUCGUCUUUCUCACUGGAUUGGAUGAGAUCGAAGACACAUGCAAGCGGAUAAAAGAAGAAGUUGACAAAAUGGGAGACGACGUUGGAGACAUAAAAGUCUUCCCUCUCUACUCAACCCUUCCAAUCAACCAGCAAGCUAAGCUUUUCGAGAGUAGACCGCCAGAUAAAGCGAACGGCGCCAGGGCAAACGCGCAGCAACGAGCCGGAAGAGCUGGAAGGACUGGUCCUGGAAAGUGCUUCCGCUUGUUUACGGAAAAGGCGUACCAGUCGGAAAUGCAGGAUUUUGUCUACCCGGAAAUUCUGAGAUCUAACCUGGGAAGUGUUAUUUUGAAUAUGAAGAAGCUCGGAAUUGAUGAUCUUAUUCACUUUGAUUUUGUCGAUCCUCCGUCUCCGCAGUCGUUGUUUACCGCCAUGGAAACUUUGAACUAUCUUGCUGCGAUCAACGACGAUGGAGAUAUAACAGAACUUGGCUCAAUGAUGGCUGAAUUCCCACUAGAUCCUCAACUGGCAAAGAUGGUCAUCGCUUCCUGCGAGUACAACUGCAGUAACGAGAUUCUAUCCAUUUGCUGUAUGCUUACGGUUCCUCAAGUAUUCGUUCGACCGGCAGAAGCGAGAAGAGCUGCUGACGAGAGUAAAAUCCAAUUCGCGCAUCUUGAUGGCGAUCAUUUGACGCUACUCAAUGUUUAUCACGCAUUCAAGCAACAUGGGGACUCACCGCAGUGGUGUUACGAAAAUUUCAUCAAUUUCCGUUCAGUUCAAUCAGCUGAUGGAAUCAGACAACAGUUGUCCAGGAUCAUGGAUCGAUUCUCACUGCCUCGAAGGAGCUGUGAUUUUACCUCAAAGGACUAUUAUACCAAUAUUCGAAAGGCACUCGUCGCCGGCUUUUUUAUGCAAGUUGCGCAUAAGGAAAAAUCUGGUCAUUAUUUGACGAUAAAAGAUCAGCAAAUCGUUCAACUACAUCCAUCAACCUGUCUUGAUCACAAGCCAGAUUGGGUACUGUACAACGAAUUCGUUGUUACAGCCAAAAAUUACGUCAGAACAACGACCGACAUCAAGGUCGAUUGGGUCGUGGAAAUCGCCCCUGCUUACUUUCAAUCGGAAAAUCUGCCCAACUGUGAGGCUAAGAGAAUUUUGGAGAAGGUCAGAGCCAAACUCAUCGCCAGAGGUCGCCUGAAAGCGUAG
Messenger RNA from Oikopleura dioica, 1962 nucleotides. The record is from the annotation of a GenBank genome assembly. NCBI's taxonomy places the organism in Eukaryota, Metazoa, Chordata, Appendicularia, Copelata, Oikopleuridae.